Molecule: messenger RNA, 585 nt
Organism: Boleophthalmus pectinirostris (great blue-spotted mudskipper)
Lineage: Eukaryota; Metazoa; Chordata; Actinopteri; Gobiiformes; Gobiidae
Product: cytochrome c oxidase subunit 7A2, mitochondrial-like
Exons: 4
Coding region: 132-380 (82 amino acids)
Biological process (GO): mitochondrial electron transport, cytochrome c to oxygen; mitochondrial respirasome assembly; regulation of oxidative phosphorylation
Source: RefSeq, a predicted model, not a curated record
GAAGCGGAAGUGUACUUUUUUUUUAAGCGGAAGUGUAGUCCAUUUACAGCGGAAAUGUAGUUUUUAAUCUUUGAAGCGGAAGUGUAGUUCUCCGGUGUCCUUGUGCAGAAGUCUUUUGAGGACAGUUCGCGAUGUUCAGACACGUACAGGCGCUCCAGGCGGUGGCUCGGCGGAGCAUCAGCAGCAGCGCGGCGCGGCGAGGAAACCCGGUCCCGAACAAACAGAAACUCUUCCAGGAGGACAACGGGAUGCCGGUGCAUUUAAAGGGCGGCAGCUCCGACUCUCUGCUCUACAGGACCACGAUGGUGCUCACAGUGAUGGGUGCGGGUUACGUGGUGUACGAGCUGGUGACGGCCGCUUUCCCUCAGAAGAAAGAAUAGCCCCUGGUUUAGUCCAGGUUUAGACCAGACACAGUUUGGACCCGGCCCAGACCGGCUCCUCCUCAGUCCAGAGUCCGGUCCUGGUCCCGGUCCAGUUCCGUUCGUCUUUUGGCUGUAUAUGAUUCAGACUUCACUUGUUUACGUUCAUGGGAUCAAUAUUUAUUUGUGUUCUGUUCAAAAGAACAAUAAAAAACUCAUGACUCCA